GGGCCCGGUCAAGUCAUGGUCUUAUACUCUCGUAGCGAAACCCUAAUAAGGGGUGGGAGAAGACUCUUUCGAGAGAGGCGCCGCGCUGAAGCUAUCCCCUCUCAGGUUACAAAGGGAAAGCCAUGGCGGUACCGUUGUUGUCGAAGAAAAUCGUGAAGAAACGUGUUAAGAAGUUCAAGAGGCCGCAGAGCGACCGCAAGAUCGCUGUCAAGCCAAAUUGGCGUAGGCCGAAGGGUAUUGAUUCUCGUGUCAGAAGAAAGUUUAAGGGAUGCACCUUGAUGCCCAAUAUUGGUUAUGGGUCAGACAAGAAGACUCGCCAUUAUCUUCCAAAUGGGUUCAAGAAAUUUGUGGUGCACAAUGUGAAGGAGCUUGAACUUUUAAUGAUGCACAAUAGGACUUACUGUGCGGAGAUUGCACAUGAUGUGUCGACAAAGAAAAGAAAGGAGAUUGUUGAGCGAGCUGCUCAGCUUGAUGUUGUUGUUACAAACAAGCUUGCCAGGUUGCGCAGCCAGGAGGACGAGUGAGGAUGAUCAUGUUUUUCGUUUUACGGAUUUUAGUUUUAACUUUUUUUCUUUUUGCUUCCAAGUUUUAAUUACCUGCAAGGACUAAGGAGUAGCUGCCCCUGUUACUAGAGUUUGCACCAAGUUGAAGCACAAUUUGUUAUUUCAGUCUUUGAUCAAGUAGAUUGAGAAAUCAAACACAAUGGUUUAUCCUCAACAACUGAAUUACUUCUGACUGGUUAGAUGCUUCCAUUA
This is a messenger RNA of Nelumbo nucifera (sacred lotus), 755 nucleotides long. RefSeq names its product large ribosomal subunit protein eL32z-like. The record is from RefSeq and is a predicted model, not a curated record. Gene Ontology annotation, biological process: translation. NCBI's taxonomy places the organism in Eukaryota, Viridiplantae, Streptophyta, Magnoliopsida, Proteales, Nelumbonaceae. Gene Ontology annotation, molecular function: structural constituent of ribosome. Gene Ontology annotation, cellular component: cytosolic large ribosomal subunit; ribosome.